CUGUCAAAACCCUUAUCAAUUACGCUACUGUCAAAAACGUGUUGGUAAACGUGUCUCAUUCCAUGAUACAAAAGAAACAGUAUUGUAAAUUCAUAGUUCACGAUGAGUGUGUUGCUGCCAAGUGUAUGCGUAUCCCGAAACUAGCGCAUUGUCUCCCGCCCCACCCGGUCGACCUUUCGCUAAACUGGACCACAAACAAGAGAGACGGUUGUGCAAUCCAGGGGGCGACGAAAAUUGGGAGUGAAACGCGAUUCGACCGAAAACUUGUUUACAUCCACAGCCACCCCCUACCAGCGCGCGCGCUGCAAAGGGCUCGUCUUACGCCUGCUGUCUGCUGGCGGGAGUGAAACGGAGUGCGCCGGUCAUGUUGAGAUAGCAACAAACGACGAGGCUCGUCAUCAUUGCUUCCGUGUUGCCCUGCUUUGUGCCGUGCCGUGCGUGCACCCACACCGCUCGAGCGCCGUGUGUUCACGCGAACCACCCAACCCAAACUGGUUGGCUCGAAAAGAGAGACAGAAAACGAGGCGAAACGGACACGCCUCGGCAUCGGCAGGCUUCGCGGCGGUGGUUUCACUGGUAGUGUGGCAUUCAUUGUGCAACGGAACGGUCGCAACAGACUUAAGUGUGUGCGCGCGCGCCUCCAGAGGAAAAAAGUAAAAGGGAAACAUUCAACCCAGCGCAGAGUACGCGAUGAGUGAAAGGUAUGCCACGAUUGCAGAGCAGCUGGGCAAAUGGCAGCAGGGCCAUUUGCUGACGUUCUGGGACGAGCUGGCGGAACCGCAGCGGGCCGCCCUGCUCGAUUCGCUGGCCGACAGCGUCGACUGUGCCGCGCUCGAUGAAGCCUUCCGCCGUGCCAUGGCAACCGCCACGUCGACGAAGGAGGACUUGAACGAGCUGCUGAAACCGCUGGCGAGAGAAAGGUACCUCUCCGUUGCCGAGGCUACCGAGGUGGAGCUGGAAGACCUGCGGCAGGCGGGGCUGGAGCAGAUCCGCCAAGGGCGGGUCGGUGUAAUACUGCUGGCCGGUGGGCAGGGCACACGGCUCGGUUCCACCGCCCCGAAGGGCACGUACAAUGUGAACCUGCCGUCCGGCAAGUCGCUGUUUCAGCUGCAGGCCGAGCGGAUUCGGAAGCUGCAGCAGUUGGCGGGUGGCGAGGGCCGCAUCCGCUGGUACAUCAUGACCAGCGAGCACACGCACACGGAAACGCUCGACUACUUCAGGCAGCACCAGUACUUUGGCCUGCCGCCCGACCAGGUUCGCAUGUUCCGGCAGCGCAGCGUACCGUGCGUCGACUUCGAGGGUCGCAUUCUGCUGGACGAAAAGUGGAAGGUGGCCACCGCCCCGGACGGCAACGGGGGCAUCUAUCGGGCGCUCAAGGACGAAGGCAUCCUGGACGAGCUGGAGCGGGAGGGCGUCCUGUACCUGCACGCCCACAGCGUGGACAACAUUCUCAUCAAGGUGGCCGAUCCGGUUUUCGUCGGCUACUGCGUGCGCAAGGGGGCCGACUGCGGGGUGAAGGUGAUCGAGAAGGUGCAGCCGGACGAGGCGGUCGGCGUGGUGUGCGAAGUGAAAGGCAAGUAUCAAGUGGUCGAGUACAGCGAGCUGUCGAGCGAAACGGCCAACCGCCGCAAUCCGACCGACGGCAAGCUCACAUUCAACGCGGGCAACAUUUGCAACCACUUCUUCACCAGCGCGUUUCUGCGGCGAAUCGCCGAAACGACAAUGCCACUGCACGUGGCCAAAAAGAAGAUCCCGUACGUGGACGUGGCGACUGGCGCGCGGCUCAAGCCGACCGCGCCGAACGGCAUCAAGAUGGAAAAGUUCAUCUUUGACGUGUUUCCGCUGGCGGAACGGUUCGUGGCGCUCGAGGGCCGGCGCGAGGAAGAGUUCAGUGCCCUCAAGAACGCCGACACGGCCGGCAUCGACUGUCCGUCCAGCGUGCGGGGCGAUAUCUACCGACUGCACCGGAAGUGGCUUAUCAAGGCGGGCGCUACCGAGGUGCUUGAUGCUGCCGAUGCAUCGUUCGAUUGCGAAAUUUCUCCGCUCUUAUCGUACGCGGGCGAAGGUCUGGAGACGGCGGCCGCCGGUCAAAGCUUUCGCUGCCCGGUCCAUCUGACCGGUGCCGAUGAGCGAGAACAGCACUAGACAAGAGACGAGCUAAAAAUAAUGCCCCGAUGCAAUUGGCUCACAACAGAUUAGAAGACGAGAGACACGAUCGACAAUGAUGCUGCUGCGCCCCCCGCGCUUGGCCUGCUGCGAUGGCGAUAAUCAAUCGAAGUUGUUCCCGCCCCGCCGCUCGCGUGCAAUAUAACCGAAGGAGCAGACAUUAUCAAUCGCCUUUCCAUCUCGAAUUAUCUCUUUGCUUUGCGGGGGGUCAUUAAACGUGUUUUGUUCGGGGCACAGUCGGAAGAUGCAGUCGAACAGAGCAGCGUGUAAUUGCGUUUCUUGGCAUCAUCAUAGCAGCGCUACACUUUUGCUCAAACGUCCCGAGGCUUGUUGUUUUGGAGGAGCUUUGCCUCCAAGUGGUAGGAGUUUAGGCUGAUCUGUAAAAAAAAACACAUUAUGAAUCUUUUUGGUAGUACCAAUUCGU
Messenger RNA from Anopheles merus, 2590 nucleotides. RefSeq names its product UDP-N-acetylhexosamine pyrophosphorylase-like protein 1 (gene mmy). Gene Ontology annotation, molecular function: UDP-N-acetylglucosamine diphosphorylase activity. The record is from RefSeq and is a predicted model, not a curated record. NCBI's taxonomy places the organism in Eukaryota, Metazoa, Arthropoda, Insecta, Diptera, Culicidae. Bases 691 to 2145 code for a protein of 484 amino acids. Gene Ontology annotation, biological process: UDP-N-acetylglucosamine biosynthetic process. The transcript has a single exon.